Molecule: messenger RNA, 5538 nt
Organism: Larimichthys crocea (large yellow croaker)
Lineage: Eukaryota; Metazoa; Chordata; Actinopteri; Sciaenidae
Exons: 15
Coding region: 210-3281 (1023 amino acids)
Biological process (GO): protein phosphorylation; canonical NF-kappaB signal transduction
Molecular function (GO): ATP binding; protein kinase activity
Source: RefSeq, a predicted model, not a curated record
UCAUAACUCACACACAUGGUCGACCAAUCAGCAAGAUCCUGCGGGGGCAGAAAGCCGGUAGGUUACAUGAACGCACACAUGAACAGGACGGACAGAGACACAGGGAGGCAGGAAACUUCUCUUCUCUUUGUUCAGGAUCACCGGAGCGACUUCACCUGAACCUGAGACAGGAAGAGCCACGGUCGUCCCUCUGAGUUCUCCCGUCAUCCAUGCUCACCGACAGUGACAGAGAAAUGGCCAUACCGCGGAUGUUUAACUCCAACACCCCGUUCGUCAUCGUGACCGGAGGAUCUGAACUCUCCUUUCUUGGCAAAGAGGACGACAGCCAAGUGUGCGAGGAGGAGAAGGACUCGCUGGUCCAGGCCAUCGCCCCCCAUCUGAGCCGGGUGAUGCAGCACGGCACCGCCAAACAUGUGGAGGGCCCCCAAGUGUCCGAGGACAGUACCUGUGUGUCCAUAGUGGCACAGGCAGAGAGUGAAGACUUUCAGGAGUUCAGCCCCACCAACACACACAGUCCUUACUCGAGAGCUCAGCCGCUCAAGAAGCGCAGGCCUCUCAGCAAGGAAGCUGCCCUCUUGAGUGACACUGAGGAUGAGGCCUUCGACGUGGCGCACUACCACCUCCAGAGGAAACAACGCAGGAAAACCAGAGGACAGAGCCAGGAGGGAGGAGAAGAGCCUCCAAUCAUCCGAGGCCUGUGGGUGCAGGAGAUUGAUUGGCUGAAAUCAGCAGACAGGGAGAUGACGUCAUGGGCUGAGAUCAUACCGCCUCCUCCUCAGUUCACUGACUCAGUCUCACACCCUUGCAGCUGUGACCUGCCGUCCUCCCGCCAAUGUGCAGAUGUGUGCGAGUGUGACGCAGGAUUGGAGGAGGAAGAAGCAGACGACACAUCCAGCUCUGAUGACAGAGGCGGCGGCUCGGACUCUGAUUGCGACCUGGAGCAAGACUCUGAAUCCAUUUGCACUCACGAAAGCGAGUCGGACUCGUCCUGCGGCGCAGAGGACGACACACAAGGCCCAGAUAGUUUUGGAGUCGAAGCCACAAUGUCGACUUUGACCUUUAACCUGAUGCACGUGUCCGAUUUUACAUCCUCCUCCCACGCUGAGUGCUAUUCUGACUCUACAGGGUGUGUGCAGAGCAUGCUGGGAAUUUCAGACCCCAGCUGCACUGUGAACACAUCUCAGUGUGCAUUUGGUUUCGAUGACACGAGCGAUACUGACACAGUUCUGGGGAUCUUAAGAGGCAGAGUGACGCGCAUGCCGAAGAUAUCUGUCGAACCUUUCUUCAAAGAUUUGAUAGAACAAACGCUGAAUGAGUGGAAGAGCAGCAAAACCCUCAAUGAAGGACUCAUAUUUCAUCAUCAACUUCAGCCCAACAGCUGUCAGUACAGGGAGGGAGAGGAGUAUUGCAUUCUUCAUCACAUCCAGAACGGCUCGUAUGGUGACGUAUUCUGCGUCCAGGACAAACUGACUGGAUUCGAGUGUGCUGCCAAAAGGCGCUUUGUUCUCCGCUGGUCUCAGAUUCCUCUGAGUCACUUCAGCAGCGAGGAGGUGAGCACGUGGAGCGCUCUCAACUCUCCUCGUGUUGUGGAGCUCUUUGGGGCCGUCAGGGAGGGCCUCAACAUUGUGCUGUUCAUGGAUCUGAAGCCAGCAUGUUUGUCGCAGCUUCUGAAAGAGAUGAAGUCCCUUCCUGAGGAUUUGGCCCUGCACUACCUCCAUCAGUCACUGGAGGCGCUAGAACACCUGCACCACAGAAAAGUCCUUCACCUGGACGUCAAAGUUGACAAUGUGCUGCUGUCUGCAGACUGCAGAGACACAUUCCUCUGUGACUUUGGUCUCUCAGAGACAUUAGAUGACAAUGGACGGAGCACCGAGGCCUUCAGGGGAGCUGCCCUCCCCGGCACAGAGACCCACAUGGCCCCUGAGGUGGCUCGAGGAGAUCGACUUUGUGCCAAGGCGGAUGUAUGGAGCAGCUGUUGUAUGCUACUGCACAUGCUCAACGGAUGCCAACCGUGGAAACGCUACUACUCCCCUCCACUCUGUCUCCAGAUUGUCAACGAGCCUCCGCCUCUCUGGGAGGUGCCGUCCAACUGCAACAAUUUCACAGCUAAGGUGUUCAGAGCCGGACUCCAGAAAGACCCCGACAGACGAGCAUCGGCGAAGGACCUCAGGAGGAAAACCACCAAGGCCCUCAGAGCAGUUGGAGGUCUGAGUCCCUGGUCCAUCAAAAGUGCCUGUGAAAAGUUGUAUCAUGGCAAGAACCAGAAUGAAGUCACCUCACCCUCUUUAUCACCCGUCACCCCGACUAAACCAUCAGCUGCCCUCUCAGCACCCACAAUGUACUGGGUGAGCCCCUGGAGGACGACAGCAGUGGAUGAGGACAGCAAUGACCACGACUCUGAAGAGGAGAUGGACUCCUUAACCAGGGAAUGGGAGUCCCAGCCCAAAUCACUGCAGGUUGAUUACACUGCAGACGAACAAGACUGGGACACUUGGUCCGAUUCGGAGGUGGAUAUAUACAUGGGAGAGGAGGAACGUAUUCAGGAAAAGUGGCUGAAAACUGAAAGGGACUAUGAAGGGGACUGGGAAGAGGAAGGAGAUGAAGAGGGGGAAGUAGAAGAAGUAGAAGAAGAAGAAGAAGAAGAAGAAGAAGAAGAAGAGUGGGACUCUAUUUCUUCAGAGUAUCGCCGAGCUCUCCGAGGCGUCUUCCCUUUGCUGCAAAAAGGCCAACAGAUAAUUCAUGACAAUGCAUGGGGAUCAGAACCAGAGCUGGAAUACCUCAGAGACGAUGUAGCUAUAGGCACCACCAUCCGGACCCCAUCCCCUGAACCUAGAGAUGACCCUCCAUCCUGUUUCAGCUGCUCGGACACGUCGCAGAUGGAUGCCUCAGAGAACGACUCUGAUCAUUCAUCUGAUGAUCUGAGCUCUGGAGUCUUUUCCUCCUGCAACAGUCAGACGGACGGACACUUGGAGUGGUUGGCUUCAGCGAAUCAGCCCUCUUCAUACUGCUUCGAAGGUGUUGACAUCUGGAUCGAGAACGUGCAGGGCGAAUGUCUAAGGAUUCGUGAACACCGGCAGGUCAAAGUGGGCCAUGUGGCUGUAGGAAUUAGUGAUCAGAUCUCAGGGAAAGCCUUCACGUUGGAGACCCUGGACAGGAAGAUGGUGUCUUUUGAACAAGAGAUCAAGGAGUCUUGUCUGUGGCUCCGCUGUGUUCCCGCUCCGGACAGAUGUCAGCGCUGGAGGUGGAGAGUCCAAGACGGGAAGCUGGAGCUGCGAGAAUGAGACGUCUUUUUUUUGUUAUUUUCCUUGUUGUUCUUUGCACUAAUUUAGACAUCGAUUGUUUUAGAGCCAUGUGGACGACGUGGAGAUGUAGAUAUGGAUGUUAUGCUGCUAAUAUGAUUUUGAUGGGUGAACGUGGGAUAAGAAUAUGACAUUUUGCCCUUUAAGGACAGUUUCGUUAUGUCUCUAUGUGUCCUGGAAACUGGAGUUUGUCAUGCUGCUUGGUGUCUUUUAAGCUUUAGACUGAGUGAAGCUGCUUAAAACAACGACUAACUGUUUUAAUACAACAUGAGCCCUGAAGACUUUAAUACUUGAACAUUACUAACCUUUUAUAUCUUAUUAAAAAAUGACCUCCAAGGCAAAGAAGCUGCUUCUUCUGCUUUCAUUCAUUAUGUCCUCCAGCCUCAGUCCACAGAGAAAACGCUUCUUAUGCUACCACAGACCUAAAGCCUAUAGGAAACAUUUACAACACCAAUAAAGAAGCUUUUCCCUCACAAAGAACAUCCAUGUGACUGUAUCACAUGAUCACACCACAUGAUUUGAACAUAUUGUAGUCAGGUUUUAUUAGAUCUUUCAGCACAAAGCAAACAGGAAACAGCACAAUACAUUAUAACAUCUAUAAUCUACAAAUAUUCACGUUAUACAGCAUUAAAUAUAUUAAGAGUGUAUGCUGUAUACAGUGGGGGGAAGGCAAAUGACAUUUAAAUACUUAAACAGUGGAGACAAACGAAGAAGAAACACACCACCCUCUAUUCAAACAUCUCCUCCAGUCUGUACUGUUUAAAACUUCAAUCGAAUUAUCUGCUGUGGAUCGAUCACCCAUCCAUCCAUGCGAGCUGAACUUUCUUUGCCAAGGGUGCAGAGUUAUGUAGCUGAGUUAUUUAGAAUACUACUGGCUAAAUAUGCAGGAGUAGUCCAACAUUUCACUGUUUAUAACACCAAGCAGGAGGGGCAUUUAUUAAAAAUAUACCCACUUCUCCAGGCACCACCACAGCACAGCUGGAGGUGUUUACAUUCAACUAUUAAAAACAUUUGGUGAAUAUUUUAUGAGCUGAUUCCUAAAUUCAACCACCUGUGGGUCUCUUAGUACGUAUGUACAUUAUUCAUUGUUCCCCCGGCAGAAACAGCCUUCAUGGUGAGAAAUAUUUAGUUCAUAAAAUGCUCUGCGAUUGUUGUUUUGUUCAAAUUGGCUCUGAUGUGUUUCAGGAAUGCAUUGUCAGUCAAGCAGCUCCUCCUAAAGCAAAUAUUUAGACAUGGCCCACAGCCUUUUAACAUGCCCAACAACAUUUUACUCUUCCUUUCUACACAACCUCACAGCUAAUACUUCUCUCUGAGUCUACAGCAUGAUUCUCUGUGAGACCUGAAACAAAAUACACCAAGAAUCAUAAUCCAAAUGUGCACAGUGGCUUAGCCUGAAAGGGAUCUUUGUUGACUCUCAGCAGGUGUCCAGCAGCUCAGAAAUUGCUAAAUGUCAACACAAAGGAUAUUAGAGGGCUGUCCGCUGCCUUCAAACACCUGAAUGGACACAUUAAACACUGGAUUGGAUCAUUUUAACUAUGCAUUUAAAAUCUAAAGCCACAAACGACUGUGAAAGUGGCUGAAUGCUACAAAAAAAAACACCUGUUUGGACGACUUUACAGGCGUUGGUAACAGGUAAAAGGCGUAUUCAAAGCAAGGAUUUGGAGCUGCAAACAGUUUAAAAACUGCACAAUCGCAAAGGAUUUAGAGAUUUCAAUAUCUGCAAGGCAUGAAAUCAUUUAAUGAUUCAGAUCCAGAGAGAUCUCUGCACAUUGCUUGAGGGCUGAGGCCACGAACGAUGCCAAAACCACAUUCUGCACAUGUUACAACAGUGUGGCUUCGCGGUAAAACCGAGCCUGUAGGUAGUACACAGGCCUGCCCAUAUUCCAGACAUGUGUGCUGUAAUAUGAAGCACAAAAUACAACAACAGAGACGCUGGAAAGGAACUGAAGUCGUAUAAAACACGAGAACAAGAGCGAAUGUCACUUUCAAUUAGUGUUGUCAGUUCCCAAACACUUUCAAUGUGUUGUUAAAGAAAAGAGGCAAAGAAGACAAGAUACUUGAUGCUCAAACUGAUUUUCACUGUGAAAAUCAGUUUGAGCAUUAAAUAUCUUGUCUUUGGGUGAAAAAGGUCAGUUUGUAUUUUCAUUUUACAGUUUUAUGGAUUCAGGGUUGACACCAGACUUCUUUACGGAGCUGGUUUUGUGCACAUGGAUGUUAAAACUGCUCAUUAUUGUGUUUG